Molecule: messenger RNA, 263 nt
Organism: Prorocentrum cordatum
Lineage: Eukaryota; Dinophyceae; Prorocentrales; Prorocentraceae
Source: the annotation of a GenBank genome assembly
UCAGCUACAAUGCUGGGAUUAGCGCGUGCGAGAAGGGCGAGCAGUGGCAGCGGGCCCUGGCGCUGCUGAGCGAAAUUUGGGAGGCGAAGCUGAAGCCCACCGUCAUCAGCUACAGCGCUGCGAUCAGUGCGUGCGCGAGUGGCGAGCAGUGGCAGCAGGCCCUAUGCGGGAGGCGAAGCUGGAGCCCAACGUCAUCAGCUACAGUGCUGGGAUCAGCGCGUGCAAGAAGGGCCGACAGUGGCAGCGGGUCCUGGCGCUGCUGA